This is a messenger RNA of Vanderwaltozyma polyspora DSM 70294, 5892 nucleotides long. It is a transcript of the gene CYR1, whose product is annotated as adenylate cyclase. The coding region runs from base 1 to 5892 and encodes 1963 amino acids. NCBI's taxonomy places the organism in Eukaryota, Fungi, Ascomycota, Saccharomycetes, Saccharomycetales, Saccharomycetaceae. Gene Ontology annotation, molecular function: protein binding. Gene Ontology annotation, biological process: cyclic nucleotide biosynthetic process; intracellular signal transduction. The transcript has a single exon. The record is from RefSeq and is a predicted model, not a curated record. Gene Ontology annotation, cellular component: extracellular matrix.
AUGCCAGAUAGCUCUAGUCUAAAUUCAGGUGCUUCGAUUAGUAGUGCCGGCACAAGACGUCAAAAUACAUCAAGUUCUCAAAAGAACAAGAAGAAGAAGAAGAAGAGUUUGUCCCUGAGACGUACUUUUAGUGGUUUGUCAAUGACAGCUCUAGGUAGAUCUUCAGGCCCAACUUCAGGGAGUGAAAGUGGUGGGGAACCCUUGGAUGAUUCGAUAUCUUUAGGGAACCCUCAUCAUCACCAUGCCCCAUCAUUAUUUCAUGGUUCCAGUGGUGCAUCCUUUUCACAUCAAGAACAUGAGCAAGAACAUGAGCAAGAACAAGACCAGAGUAGUCACCAUCAAUCAAAUAGAAAAUAUUCCUUUGCUGAAAAUUUAUUCAAAAAAAUUUCACCAGGAUCUUCAUCUUCAGUUACUGCAUCGAGUACCAUCCCCGUGAUGGAACCUCAUCUACCAUACCAACAGCAUUAUCAACAACAUUCCCCGACAAGUUCCAUCUUUAGGAAAAUCACAAGUUCAGCACAUUCAACUCCGAUGGGUCAGUCUACCAGCACUGGUAGCAACACAAAUGCCAGCAUCUCACAUAAACCAUUCUCAAUGGGACCAACUCGGUAUUCUGGAACAAGCAGUGAUGUCUCGGGACGUUCCACAACCAAUCAACCAAAACCAUCAGCAAAGACAACACUAGGUCCCACUGGAACUAGUUCAAAUGCAAAUCAGAAGAAAUUAUUAGAAUCAAAUAUAAAUAGUAGGCGUUCAUCAAUUAUCAGCACUAACCUUAAUAAUUACCCAGGUUUAUUCAAAUUAGAUACAAAUUUGGAAAACUUAUCAGAUAUUACAAAUCAACGAUACAGUAGCAUAAAUGAACUCGACCAAUCAUCACAUUUAGUUCCAACUUUAUCGGUUUCACAUAAAUCAGAAAAACAAAGAGACCAAGCAAAUUCAUUAACUCAAUGGACAGCUCCUGAAAACUGGGAUGUUGAAUCAAGUAUUGAUAACAAACAAUUAAAAUCAUCAAAAAAGUCGGUCGGAAGAAACAAUAGUAACGCAUCCUCGAUAUUUUAUAUGCCAGGUUCCGAACAUACACACCAAGGUGAUAAAGUUGCUUCACAGCAAACUGUAUCUGGUGGUGGCUCGACAGGUGGGACUACUUCCUCUACAGUGUCAGCCAACUCAAGUUCAACAGAUAAUUCAGGUGACGCAAACGUAACUGGAACUGCUGCCGAUCUUAAUGCACCUUCUAAAAGACGAGAUUCCGUCCAGCCUAUUUCAAGAGUAAAUUCAAAAACUAUGUUGCAAUUACAAAACAAGUUAUCUAUGACUCCUUCAAAUAUUGUACCUCAUCCUCAACAUAACGCGGAUACUCAGUCUAACCAUACCUCUUCAACAACAAAUUCUGGCGAAGCUGGUUAUUAUGAAAAUGAUAAUAUAACAAUAAAUUCGGAUGAAAAAAGAGUGGCAGGAGAUAAAGAUCUGGAAUAUUCAUUUUCAAAUGAUAGUAUUGAUAGUUAUGACAUUAUCGACGACGGCAACUACGAAUAUGAUGGAAAUAUUGGUAAUGAUAUUUAUAAUGACGAUCCAGAUUUGGAACAGUAUAGGCCUGCUCAUGAAAAAGUCGAUAGACAUAAUUCAGAUACGAAUUUAAAAGCAUUAAAAUAUUCCAAUAAAACGAAGACUACAAUAAUAGAGGACCAUGAUUUAUCUAUGAAUGAUGAUUCCAAUCAAACUUCAAAUAAUUUUGCAUCCAUCUUUUCAAAGGAUGAUGAACUUCAUGAUAGGGCAGAGUAUGAAUUGGAAAAAUACUAUAAAGACGUUAGUGAUUUAGAUCCAAAUAAGCAUUAUGCAAUUCGUAUCUUUAAUACAGAUGAUACAUUCACAACGUUAUCGUGCACACCGAACACAACAGUGCAAGAAAUGAUCCCAACACUAAGAAAGAAAUUUAACAUUAGUAUCCAAGGUAACUUCCAAGUUUCUCUGAAAGUUGGUAAGUUAUCAAAGUUUUUAAAACCUUUGUCAAAGCCAAUUUUAAUUGAAAGAAGGUUACUGCUUUUGAUCGGAUAUAAGAAAACUGAUCCUUUGCAUAUUAUGGGUAUUGCAGAUUUAAGUUUCGUUUUUAAAUUUCAUUUCCAUCCUGUGGCUCCUUCACAUCUAACAGCUGAACAAGAACAAAGAUUGAUGAGAAGUGACUUUGUCCAUGUAGAUUUGAGAAGGUUAAAUCUGACUACCCCGCCAAUUAUUUUUUAUCAACAUACAACUGAAAUUGAGAGUUUGGAUGUGUCGAAUAAUGCUAAUAUUUUCCUGCCCCUCGAAUUCAUCGAAAGUGCAAUUAAUUUAUCAAGUUUAAGAAUGGUUAACAUUAGAGCGUCUCGAUUCCCUUCGAAUAUUACAGAGGCUUAUAAGUUAGUUUCUUUGGAAUUGCAAAGAAAUUUCAUUAAAAAAGUUCCAAAUUCGAUAGCUGCUUUGACUAAUUUAACAAUUUUAAAUUUACAAUGUAAUUGUUUGAAAAAGUUACCAAAAGGCUUUGGUAAGUUGAAAAAUUUACAAUUAUUGGAUUUAUCUUCGAACUAUUUUGUUGAAUAUCCUGAGGUUAUUAAUAACUGUACAAAUAUUCUUCAAAUUGAUUUGUCUUACAAUAAAAUUGUAUCUAUCCCAUCAAGUAUAAACCAAUUGGUCAAAUUAGCCAAAAUGAAUUUGUCUCAUAAUAAAUUAACAAAUAUUAAUGACCUUUCUGGUAUGAAGAACUUAAGAACUUUGAAUAUUCGUCAUAAUAGAAUAACUACAAUCAAAACAAAUGCAAGUAACCUGCAAAACUUGUUUUUGACGAAUAAUCGAAUUUCAACUUUUGACGAUAAAUUGCCAAAACUAAGAGCAUUAGAAAUUCCAGGGAAUCCAAUUACUUCGAUACCGUAUCAAGAUUUCUUUCCAUUAAACAUGACUAGUUUGUCCUUAAAUAAAGCAAAGCUAUCAAGUAUUCCGGGUGAAUUAUUUGUGAAAUUAGCAAGAUUAGAGAAAUUAGAUAUAAGUGAAAAUAAUUUGACGCAAAUCCCGUCACAAAUUUCUAUGUUGAACAAGCUAAUAUAUUUAUCAAUUGCAAGAAACAAAAUUGAAAGUUUGCCAAAAGAAUUUUCGAAGCUAACAAACUUGAAAACGUUGGAUUUACAUUCUAAUAAUAUUCGGGAUCUUGUGAAUGGUGCCGAAAAUAUUGAAUUGACCUAUUUGAAUUUAUCAUCAAACGCGUUUGGUAAUCAGGCUAUUAAUGGUGGGGAGUUCUUUACUAAGUUGAGUCCUAGCUCAAAAUUAGCCAAGACAUUGAUGUUCUUUAUUGCAGCUGAUAAUCAAUUUGACGAUUCUAGUUGGACAAGGUUCAAUUGCUUUAAAAAUUUAAAGGUGUUAAAUUUAUCUUAUAAUAACUUUACAGAUAUUUCAAACUUGGAAUUAGAAAAUUUGACCGAAUUAUACUUUUCAGGGAAUAAAUUAAUAAGUUUACCAAGUGAUACUAUAUUAAGAUGGAAGUAUCUAAAGACUUUGAUGUUGAACGGUAAUCAAUUAUUAUCGUUACCUUCGGAAGUUUCAAAGCUAUCGCAGCUGACAGUUUUUGAUAUAGGUUCAAAUCAAUUAAAGUAUAACAUCUCAAACCAUCAUUAUGAGUGGAACUGGAAAGACAAUAAAGAGUUGAGAUAUUUGAAUUUCUCGGGUAACAGAAGAUUUGAAAUUAAAUCAAGUGCAAGUAAUGAUCACGACAAAGAUUUUGCAGAUUUUACCGUCUUACCACAGCUGAAAGUCCUUGGUCUUAUGGAUGUUACCUUAAAUACAACAAAAGUUCCAGAUGAAAAUUUUAAUUUCCGUUUAAGAACUUCAGGUUCUGUUAUAAACGGUAUGAUGUAUGGUGUUGCCGAUACAUUGGGUCAAAGAAAUUACGUUUCUUCAAGAGAUGUUACUUUUGAAAGAUUCCGUAGUAAAGAUGAUGAAUGUUUGCUAUGUUUGCAUGACAGUAAAAAUCAGAGUGCUGAUUAUGGUCACAAUAUUGCGAAAAUUGUCAGAGACAUUUAUCAUAAGAUUUUAAGGAGACAAUUGGAAAAAUAUGGCGAAGAUGAUGACGGUAUUAAAAAUGCACUUAGAUUCAGUUUCCUACAAUUGAAUAAAGAAAUUAACACUAUGUUGAAUUCAGUUGAUAAUGGGGCCAAAGUUUUAAAUUUAACUUCGGUUGAUUUGUUAAGUGGUGCAUGUUCUACAGUUGUCUAUAUUAAAGGGAAAAAAAUAUAUACCGCAAAUAUUGGUGAUUGUAUGGCAAUCUUAUUAAAAAAUAACAGUGAUUAUCAGUUGUUGACAAAUUUGCAUGUGCCAUAUAAGAGAGAAGAAUAUGAAAGAAUAAGAGUUUCUGGUGGUUAUGUGAACAAUGAUAAACUAGAUGGUGGUGUUGAUGUAUCCAGGGCAGUUGGAUUCUUCCAUUUGUUACCCCAUAUUCACGCUUCACCAGAUAUUUCUGUAGUUAAACUUACUAAGGCGGAUGAAAUUUUAGUCAUUGCAACCCACAAAUUAUGGGAGUAUAUGGACUAUGAGACUGCAUGUGAUAUAGCAAGAGAGCAUAUUGGUAACCCAAUGCGUGCAGCAGAAGAGAUGAAGGAUCAUGCAAUAGCUUAUGGGUGCUCUGAAAACAUUACCAUUUUAUGUUUAUCAUUACAGAAUAACUAUGAACAACAAGGUAAAUUCAACUUGAAUAAAAAUUCAUUGAUUACGAGAAGGGCGACGUUUGAAGAUGCCACUCUUAGAAGAUUACAACCUGAAAUUGCUCCACCAACUGGUAAUUUAGCAAUUGUAUUUACUGAUAUUAAAAAUUCUACUUUCUUAUGGGAACUAUUUCCUAAUGCGAUGAGAACAGCAAUUAAAACUCACAAUGACAUUAUGCGUCGUCAAUUACGUAUUUAUGGUGGUUAUGAAGUUAAGACAGAAGGUGAUGCCUUCAUGGUUGCUUUCCCUACGCCCAUCCGUAGUUUAGUUUGGUGUUUAAAUGUACAACUAAAAUUGCUAGAUGCAAAAUGGCCAGAAGAGAUUACAUCAAUUCAGGAUGGUGGUCUGAUUACAGAUAAGCAUGGGAUGAAAAUCUAUCAAGGGUUAUCAGUCCGUAUGGGGAUUCAUUGGGGUCUGCCAGUACCUGAACUUGAUUUAGUCACUCAAAGAAUGGAUUAUUUAGGACCUGUGGUUAAUAAGGCUGCAAGAGUCUCAAGUAUUGCCGAUGGUGGUCAAAUUGCAUUGAGUAAUGAUUUCUGUGCAGAAUUCAAUAAAGUAAUGGGGUAUCAUGAAAAAGUCAUAAAGGAUAAUGAACCAUUAGAAAGGGCCUACGGUGAAGAGUUUAUUGGUGAAAUUUUAGAGAGAGAGAUAUCAUUGCUUGAAAAUAUCGGCUGGGUAUUUUAUGAAUAUGGUGAACGAAAGCUAAAAGGUCUUGAAAGUAAGGAAUAUAUUACUAUUGCAUACCCGAAGUCACUAGCAUCAAGACAUGAAUUCUUUGGAGAAGAAGAGGAAAAUGCUAGCAUAGAUGCAGAGAUCCUAUUCAGAUUAAGAACUGCAUCGAAUAGAUUGGAUUCUAUUCUAUCCGCUGUUCGCGGAGGUUUCAUAGAAAAGGACCAAAGAAAACAAAAUGAAGGUGGAGGCUUUAUAAGUUUAAAUUCACAAGUCCAAGAUGCAGUAAUGACAUCAAUUAAUGAGAUGGAUAUAAUAUCAUUUUUGGACCAUUUGGUUACAAGAGUGGAGUCCACAGUUGCUAUGUUAGUAAUACAUCAAAAAAUCGGUAACAAAUUAGACAUUGUUCAGUCAGUUGAAGGACAGCUAGGAGUAUUUGAACUUCUAGAUAAAAUGCUAGAAUCUGAUAAAUAUAAAACUCUGGAAGCACCAAAGUAA